UGUCCUCGGCAGAGUCAGAGCAGCUUCCCCCGGCGGCCCAAGACGGCAGGAAGGCGCGGCCGGAGGCGGCUCCGCGGUCUCCACAGGUUGAAUCACCGGACAAUGUCGCAUGCUUUGUGGAUACUGUGGGCCUUGGGGGCCAUAAUCACCCUCUCCAAAGGAGGGUCCCCUGAUCAGGCUUUUCUGUCUUGUGACCCCACGGGUGUCUGCGAUGGCUCCUCCAGGUCUUUGAACUCCAUUCCCUCAGGGCUCACAGAAGCUGUGAAAAGCCUUGACCUGUCCAACAACAAGAUUGCAUAUGUUGGCAACACUGACCUUCAGUUGUGUGUGAACCUCAAAGCUCUGAUUCUGAAGUCCAGUGAAAUUAAUAGAAUAGAUGAAGAUGCUUUUCUUCCCCUUGGAAGUCUUGAACAUUUGGACUUAUCCUAUAAUUACUUAUCUAAUUUAUCAUCCUCCUGGUUCAGGCCCCUUUCUUCCUUGCAGUUCUUAAGCUUACUGGGAAAUCUUUACAAAGAACUUGGGGAAACAUCUCUUUUUUCUCAUCUCACAAAUUUGCGAGUCCUGAAAGUAGGAAACAUUUACACCUCUAAGAUUCAGAAAAAGGAUUUUACUGGAAUAACUUUUCUUAAGGAACUUGAGAUUGAUGCUUCAAAUCUCCAGAGUUAUGAGCCAGAAAGCUUGAAGUCAAUUCAGAAUAUAAGUCAUCUGAUCCUUCAUAUGAGGCAGCCUAUUUUACUGCCGGCGACUUUUGUAGAUCUUUUAAGUUCCUUGGAAUAUUUUGAACUGAGAAAUACUGAUUUGCACACUUUGCAUUUUCCAGAACUACCCAUCAGUGAAACCAACCCACUGAUUAAAAAGUUCACCUUUAGGAAUGUGGAAAUCACUGAUGAAAGUUUUAAUGAAGUUAUGAAACUGUUCAGUUCUGCCUCUGAACUUUCAGAAUUAGAGUUUGAUGACUGUACCCUUAAUGGAAUCGGUAAUUUUGAUUCAUCUGUUAUAGAGAAAAUUAAAGAUCCAGGUAAAGUAGAAACAUUAAUAAUACGGAAGUUGCAUAUUCCACAGUUUUACUUAUUUAAUGAUUUGAGUAGUAUAUAUUCACUCACAGGAAACCUUAAAAGAAUCACAAUAGAAAACAGCAAGGUUUUUCUGGUUCCUUGUUUACUUUCACAGCAUUUAAAAUCAUUAGAAUACUUGGAUCUGAGUGAAAAUCUGAUGGUUGAAGAAUACUUGAAAAAUUCAGCUUGUAAGGAUGCCUGGCCCUCCCUACAAACCUUAAUUUUAAGGCAAAAUCACCUGACAUCAUUAGAGAAAACUGGAGAAACUUUGCUUACUCUCAAAAACCUGACUAGCCUUGAUAUCAGUAAGAAUAGUUUUAAGUCUAUGCCUGAAAAUUGCUGGUGGCCAGAAAAGAUGAAAUAUUUGAACUUAUCCAGCACACAAAUACAUAGUUUAACCUAUUGUAUUCCCCAGACACUGGAAAUUUUAGAUGUUAGCAAUAACAAUCUCAAUUCAUUUUCUUUGAUGUUACCACAACUCAGAGAACUUUAUAUUUCCAGAAAUAAGUUGAAGACUCUACCAGAUUCCACCUUCUUACCCAUGUUACUAGUCAUGAGAAUCAGCAGGAACACAAUAAAUACUUUCUCUAAGGAGCAAUUUGAAUCCCUUCAAAAACUGAAAACAUUGGAAGCGGGUGGAAACAACUUCAUUUGCUCCUGUGAAUUCCUGUCUUUCAUGCAGGAGCAGCAAGCACUGACUAAGGUCUUGGUUGACUGGCCAGAAAACUACCUGUGUGACUCUCCAUCCAAUGUGCGGGGCCAGCGAGUUCAGGACACGCGCCUCUCGGUUGCUGAGUGCCACAGGGCAGCCCUGGUGUCUGCUGUGUGCUGUGCCCUUCUUCUGUUCAUCUUGCUCAUGGGUGUUCUGUGCCACCGUCUCCAUGGGCUGUGGUACAUGAAAAUGAUGUGGGCCUGGCUCCAGGCCAAAAGGAAGCCCAAGAAGGCACACAACAGGGACAUCUGUUACGACGCUUUUGUUUCUUAUAGUGAAAGGGAUUCCUACUGGGUGGAGAGCCUUAUGGUCCAGGAGCUGGAGAAUUUCGACCCCCCCUUUAGGUUAUGUCUUCAUAAGCGGGACUUUGUUCCUGGCAAGUGGAUUAUUGACAAUAUCAUUGACUGCAUUGAAAAGAGUCACAAAACCGUCUUUGUGCUUUCUGAAAACUUUGUGAAGAGUGAGUGGUGCAAGUAUGAACUGGACUUCUCCCAUUUUCGUCUCUUUGAUGAGAACAAUGAUGCUGCCAUUCUCAUUCUUCUGGAGCCCAUUGAGAAGAAAGCCAUUCCCCAGCGGUUCUGUAAACUGCGGAAGAUCAUGAAUACCAAGACCUACCUGGAGUGGCCCAAUGAUGAAGCUCAGCAGCAAGGGUUUUGGCUAAAUUUGAGAACUGCAAUAAAGUCCUAGUUUCCUUCAUUAAAGGGCAGUUUGGGCCUAGUUCUGGUCUUUAUGUCACUAGUUGUAACUAAGUUCAUUCUGACAUAACUACAUAAAAACCACAUGAAUGUACAUUGGCAUUUGAGGACUUACUAAAACUGUUAACAUUUUAUUUGGAAUGCUGUUUUUAAAAAAAUUGCUACCAAAUUGAAAAAUGGCUUUUAAUUAUUCUUUAAGAUAACCAUGAUGUAACUCUAUUAUUGAUACCCGAAUUAUCUGUAGCGAUCAGCUUCUUCAUUAGGAAAUAGCAAAUGAACUGAGGAUUUGAAAUGAAGGUGUCAAGCCAGUAAGCUCUCUGUGAGGAGACUCUCCCAUGUCUGCCUAGAGAGUGCCUUCUCUGUGCCAUUCAUCUGAGACCACCUUCUGGGCCAGUGCGCUAAAGAGUGAGAAGGCAAACUGUUGGGGUCACUCAGCCAAACUUGGUAUUCUUAGAAGAAUGUACUGUUUGUUCCUAUCAAAGUUUACGGAAUGGGCCCUUAGAGGGUAUAUUUUCCUGUGAACUGGGUCUGUCUCUUGGGUAUUAGGUUUCUCCAGCUGCAGUUCUUGAGAGAAGGUAUGUGACACAAAAUACAGUCAAUUAUGUCUUUGCAUUAAAAAAUAAAAUUACUAACGUAAAUAAAAUUUUCAGUUUAUGAAAGCUUGAAAGAAGUGUCUCACAUCCAUGACUGCUCUUUCUUCAGUCUUUCACUGCCUGUUAAAUUCUAACUAGUCUCUAGUUUCCCAUCAUUUGGCUUUCAAUCCCUGCCUUCUAGUCUGUCUCCCCUGAAUAUUGUUGCUUUUUUCUUCUUUGUAAAGGCUUAUUUCUAAUCCUAAAAAGGCCCUCCUUUUUUGUGUUCCCCUCUGAAUAUUUAACAACAUAGAUGUGAGCUAAAUAGAUUUUUAAACAAGAUGGGGUUGCCAUGAGUUGGAAUCAUUUUGAUGGCAAAUAACAACUAAUAUAUCUGGAGGUUCCUCAUAAUGUCAAAGAAAGAAAAUAGUUUAAUACACAGUGAUUUAAAAGAUAGAUACUACUACAUACAUUAUAAUUAAGAUUGAAUAAUACAUUAAAAAUAAAUGCAGUGUUCCUUGCUAAGAGCUGUUUAUGGAUUCUGUUCACCUUUCUUCUAAAGCUGGGAACCACAUGUGAAAGGAAGUAACCUGCUCUUCGCUCAGUUCUCAGCCAGAGUACGGUUAUGUAGUUAUUAGGUAGGGCUCUGGAUUCAGAAAGACCUGAGUUAGUAGAUGUGUAACAAUGGGCGAGUCACUUGACCCAAAUGUUUUCCUGUCCUUAAAAUGGAGAUAAUGAUACUACUUCACAAGGUACUGGUAGUAUGAAAUGCAGUAAUGUAAGUACACACUGAUCACACGCCCCUUGGUUACCAUUCACUGUGGAGGGGCUAGGAAGGAGAGUACCAAGCCUUUGAGAAUGGGAACAAUGGGGUGUCUGUAGGUGGGAGGGAUGCCUGUAGGAGAUGCUAGCUAUUAUGAUUAUUAUUAUUUUCCCAGAAGUGACUAAUUUCCUUAUAUACUAUGGUCUUUUUGUGUAUGAAUGCUAGCAGGGAUAUAAGAGACCCUGUUGUUUGCCGAAAAAUACUCGAAGAAGUAAGUUUGCUAAGGCUUUGGUCCUUGAGAAACACACAUAUACAUAUAUACAAUCCUGUAUACCCUCAGAUACACUCGCAGGAGGGUGUUAGAGAAGAUACAGCAGCCAGCCUAAGGAAAAAUGGGCAAGCCCAGGAGAAGGAAACCUGAGAUUAGGGGAAUGCAUAGGCCACAGAAACCAAAACCAUGAAUGGACUUUUUGCUUUACUUCUCUGUUUCCUACAUUAAGCACAAUGUCAGUCAUCAUGAGAAUCUGAUAAAUUGACUGGAUCUAUAUAUUUAAUUGCAAGAAUUUAAACAGCAAUAGAAAUAGCUUUAUAUUUAAUUGAUAGAUCUAAAAUAAUAUUUCUUAAAUAACCUUUAUAUUUUUCAUUGCAAAUGUUAAACAUGUUCACUGUAGAAAUUUUAGAAAAGAGAUAAGAGCAUAGGAAACAAUAUAAGUCAGCUCUUUUCCCACCACCUUGGGAUAACCACUGGUAACUUUGUUUAAUGAAUAGGUACGUAUUACUUUACAAAACUGGGAUUAGAUUGUAAAUAUUUAAAAUGUGUAAGGAAAAUGGCAUCUUCAUGUUUUUAUGAGAUUGUUUUGUGAUUAUCUGACAUUUCUGAACUCAGGGUCAUUUAAGAUUGCACGCAGAUACAUACUGGUUUACUUGCCCAGAUCUUUAAUCUCAUGCAGCUGUCCAUAGAAAGUAAGUAGAAAAUACAUCAGAGAUCAGUUUGAGGGCUCCUUUUACAGAAGAAAAACUAAUUUGUAUAUAGUGCUCUUUAUUUGACUGUGAAGUCUUCUAUUAUUCAAUAGAUUAUAAAUUCAAGAAUCUUCUUUUAUCUCCUUAACCCCUGCACAUGCUUGGUGUGUAAAAAGUAUUGGAUUAUUGAAAUAUUUGUUGAGUAGAUAGAUAAACCAGAGUUAAAUCUUCUAAUAAUCUGGAUGGUGAUACUGAAGCACUGGCAGUUUCAAGAAGGAAAAUAACCAACUAGUAGAAAUCUUAACGUGAAUUAUCUUCAUUACAACUAUAAUGGAACUUGGAACAGCAUUAAGCAUGUUGCUAACAUUUUUGACAAGGAAAAUAAUGGCCAGUGAUUUCCUUUCUACUUCAUACAAGUAUAUAUUCUUCAAGUAUUGCAUAGUGGAUGUUUGGUAUUAUGUAUACGGUGUUGCCUAUUUAACUAUUGACUAGUAACUUAAAAUGUGUUAACUUCAGGAGUCCAACAUAUCAUUCUUGGGUUAAUUCUUGCUGACUGGUCUUCCCCAUUCCCUCCUGCUGGAUUAAAUCAUUCUUCUAACAAAUAUUUAUUGAGUGCUUACUAUGUGCCAGGCACUGUUCUAAGUGCUGUGGAAACAGUAGAGAACAAAACAGACAAAAUUCAUGGAGUUUACGAAUCUUGAUAAGUGCUAUGAAGAAAAUAAAAGCAGAGUAAGAAUAGAAUGGCACGAGAGAGGAGAGGGAUUCUGUCCAUUUCAGAGCAGGUCUUGGAGUGGGGCGAGUGUGUUCAGCAGCCCCUGGAAGCCCAGUGCAGCUUGGCCCACUGAGGGACCCAUGGCAACUGGUGCCAGAGGCUUUGAGAGUAAACUCCUCUGUGCCCAAACCACCAUGUGGUGCCAAGCACAUAGAGCAGAAAAGAUCCUAUCUUUAACCAUAGAUUACUUAACAAUUUCUACCUAGUUGAACUAAUGAGAAGAUAUUAAAAUAACCAGUUUCUGUCAGUCGAUUUCAACUCAUGGUGGCCCCAUGUGUGUCAGAGUAGAACUGUACUCCAGAGGGUUUUUAAAGACUGUGAUCUUUCAGAAGUAGAUCACCAGGCCUUUCUUCCGAGGUGCCUCUGGGUGGAUUUGAACCACCAACCUUUCAGUUAGUAGCCGAGCACUUAACCAUUUGCGUCAACCUAUUAAUUAUAAUGUAUGUGAGAAGUACUUUGCAAAGCUCUUUGCAAACACUGUACAGAUAGCAUUAUUAUCAGCCAACCUGGAGGUAGGAUGUGUGGUGCAAUAAAAUGUGUUGCAAGCGUGGGUUAGAAAACAACUGUAAUGGGAAAGAUGAAAAAAACACACUUU
Molecule: messenger RNA, 6121 nt
Organism: Trichechus manatus latirostris (Florida manatee)
Lineage: Eukaryota; Metazoa; Chordata; Mammalia; Sirenia; Trichechidae
Gene: TLR2
Product: toll like receptor 2
Exons: 2
Coding region: 103-2454 (783 amino acids)
Biological process (GO): toll-like receptor signaling pathway; immune response; inflammatory response
Cellular component (GO): plasma membrane
Molecular function (GO): protein binding; transmembrane signaling receptor activity; triacyl lipopeptide binding
Source: RefSeq, a predicted model, not a curated record